CUCUCGCGCUCACUCACGGCGGCGCGAGCUCCGAGGAUGGAGGCGACCGAAGCGGUAGGUGAAGCUUCCCUCUUACUUCCCGCCGGAGAGCGGCUAGCUGCUCAGACCCGCCCGUUGGAGGAACGGUGAGCCGCGACGGGUUCUGUGGUUUUGUCAUGAGCCCUGGAGUUUGUCCGGCGCGGUUUAGCGCGCUGAAGUGUUUGCCGGGUCAAAGCCGCGAGUAUUAGUGAUGGAGGGACUGGCGCUGUCCGAGGUGCUGAAAAUGGUUGGAGAAGGGAGGAGAGACCAUGGUACGGAAACAAUAGGUCAUAUCUGAGCAGGACACUUUCACCUACAGAAUGAGAGCCAAGCAUUUCAAGUUCAACUACAGCUGAAACAUCACGACACAAAUCCUGCACUUCACCAGCGAAAAAGGCUCAUGUCAUCAGAAAUUGUACAGCACAUGGAGAGUGACUUUUAUGACUUUGAGAUGAACUGCAGUCUGCCGCUGCUCCAGACAGAUGAUGCAUCCUCUGGCUGUAUACUACUAUGAUACAGCACCUUCCAGCUAUAUAGUAUAAUGGUAAAUGAUUUCAGUGGAACAUGCGGAAGACUGUCAGGGAGCAUUCGAAACCCUGCUACAAAACCCCACCGAUUUCCUACCAAGAGAAGACAGGUCUGACAGUUGACGUCAGGCUGCAUACAAAUGCGUUCUGCAUUCCUGCCUGAGGUACCAUCGCUAAUGGCUGCGAGGCCGUUCGAGAUCUACAGCUCAAAGUGCACGUAAAUGCAUCACAAUGCCUUCCAAAGUGUCAUGCCUCUACGUGUUGACGGUCGUUUGCUGGGCCAGCGCUCUGUGGUACCUAAGUAUAUCCCGUCCCACGUCGUCCUACGUGAGCCAGCUGUCCGUCCCGCCGCGUAAAACGGCGAAAGCGCACAAGAGCAACGCCACCACGACCUUCGGCAACAUCCGUACGCGCCCGCUCAACCCCCACGCCUUCGAUUUCAUCAUCAACGAGCCCAAGAAAUGCGAAACCAACGUGCCCUUCCUCGUCAUCCUCAUCACGACCACGCACAAAGAGUUCGACGCGCGCCAAGCCAUCAGGGAAACGUGGGGCGACGAAAGCACCUUCAGCGACCUUCGCAUCAUCACCCUCUUUCUUCUGGGACGCAGCACGGACGCGGUGCUCAACCAGAUGGUGGAGCAAGAGAGCGAGAUCUUUCACGACAUCGUCGUCGAGGACUUCGUCGACUCGUACCACAACCUCACUCUCAAAACGCUGAUGGGAAUGCGCUGGGUGGCCACCUUCUGCAACCAAGCCAAGUACGUGAUGAAAACGGACAGCGAUAUCUUCGUGAACAUGGACAACCUGGUGUAUAAACUCUUGAAGCCCGCCACCAAACCUCGACGGAGGUACUUCACGGGAUACGUCAUCAACGGCGGGCCCAUCCGGGACAUGCGCAGCAAAUGGUAUAUGCCCAGAGACCUUUACCCCGAGAGCAAGUACCCCCCGUUUUGCUCCGGCACGGGGUACGUGUUCUCGGCAGACGUUGCGGAGCUCAUCUACAAGACUUCCUUGCACACCAGGCUCUUGCAUCUGGAGGACGUUUACGUGGGGGUGUGUUUGAGGAAGCUGGGCAUUCACCCGUAUCAGAACAGUGGCUUCAAUCACUGGAAAAUGGCCUACAGUCUUUGCAGGUACCGUCGAGUCAUUACCGUACACCAGAUCUCCCCCGAGGAGAUGCAUCGUAUCUGGAACGACAUGACCAGCAAGAAGCAUCUCAAGUGUUAGUGGGAGAUGCCUGGGGAUGUGUAUUUGUGCCCUUUUUUAAAAAAAUAAAAAAUAAAAAUCCCACAAUGCACAGAUGCGACGUGGAGCCUUGGGACAAACUAGUUCUUUCUUAGAAACAUCCUUCUGGGGCAUUUCAACGAUUUGGAAACACGCCGAGCCCAUCGUUGGGGAAUGUGCUGUUCGUGUUAAUAUUACAACUCGUGCCGGUCUUUCUGAAACUAGUGAAGGAGUUCCUUUUGGUCCGGAAUGUCCUUGAUUGUUCAGUUUUCUUUGCUCAUUAUUCUGGUUGUACAAACGAAAGUACCAUUGCUUUGUUUACUGUGUGUGUGGAAGCGCCUGCAUUGUUUGUUUACACCUUCAGAAACGACUUUUCUUGAAAAAGAUCAUGUAUAGCUCCUUAUUUAUAUAUAUAAUUAUUUUCUUACUCCUAGACGUCGAACAUCAUCGCUUCAGAACAGCUCAUGUUUGUAGUUAUACUGUAAAUCUGUAUAUCUAAAGUCAUUAACGCUUGGUAUCAAGUGUCAUUUAGUGAGUAUUUACUGUAGAAAUGCUGCUCAAGGAACGCAGUGUAAAUGUGGAGUAUAAUGAAGGUAAGAAACACGAAAAAAAAAGACGAAAACUUGAAAGUGGAUUUUUUUUUUUUCCAUUGAGGCCAAAAUGUGAUUCACAUGUUUUUUUUUAAAUUGUUUGGAGUAAUUAAAGGGAUGUGACAUUUAACUGUGAAAACAAAAAUGAAUAUAUUAUUCCCCAUGGGUACUAUUGUAUUAUACUGUGUAUUUUUUUCUACAUAAAAAUAUAUAACAGUGAACGUUU
Molecule: messenger RNA, 2585 nt
Organism: Puntigrus tetrazona (Sumatra barb)
Lineage: Eukaryota; Metazoa; Chordata; Actinopteri; Cypriniformes; Cyprinidae
Gene: b3galt1b
Product: UDP-Gal:betaGlcNAc beta 1,3-galactosyltransferase, polypeptide 1b
Exons: 7
Coding region: 777-1772 (331 amino acids)
Cellular component (GO): membrane
Molecular function (GO): N-acetyl-beta-D-glucosaminide beta-(1,3)-galactosyltransferase activity
Source: RefSeq, a predicted model, not a curated record